AUGCUAAAGUUAUAUGAAUGUGAAGGUGACACGCCCAGAGAGUUGUUGGAAAAGCUGCUAAAACGGCUAGCCGAUCCAGACAAUUCAAUUUUGUGGCUAUUUGCCAGAAAUUCUGAUUAUGACAAAAAAGUCUACGACAAAAUGGAGAAGAUGGUAAUUGAAAACGUGCAAAUUCUUCGGUUCUUGGUUGCAUUUGGUGCCGGCUUACUUCAUGACAACGAGACGGCACAACUCGAGUUUGAAGACUGUAACUUGAUCGUUACUGAGAUAUAUAACGCUUUGUUGAGAGCUCGUCAAGAAGGCUUAAACAAACUGUUUUGGCCAGAUAGUGUGAGAAAGAUGGCACGUGCUGAAAUUGACAAAGACGGCUUCAAUGCAGAUAUUGUAUAUCGAAUUUUUAAACAAUUUAAGCUACAAUUCCCUUUAUCUGAAAAAGUUUUUGUUGCUGUGUUUGAUGGAAUAUUGAAUCACGAAAAGUAUUUCAUAAGUGAUCAAGACGAAUCAGCCAUAUUUGAGCUGAGGUAA
Molecule: messenger RNA, 525 nt
Organism: Bursaphelenchus okinawaensis
Lineage: Eukaryota; Metazoa; Nematoda; Chromadorea; Rhabditida; Aphelenchoididae
Source: the annotation of a GenBank genome assembly